AACGCAUUGAGUGAACGAGUGAACCCGCAGAGCCAACGAGCAGACGCAUCGCGCUUGCGCAUUGGACACCGUUUGUUUUGAAGGUUUUCGGGUGUGCUGCGCUGGCUGCGCUCGGUGCGUCCGUAGCUUCGGCCAGCGCUGCUUCGGCGUUGCUCUUCACGUGGAGUGAAUCAGCGGAGCAGAGAUGGAUUAGGGAACCGGAAUACCAGGAGUAGUGAACGUACUUACGUGAAACUGCGCUGUGCCGUGGAAGUUGACGAGGCGAGCUGAGGAGUGCGGUCAUCUCGGCGCACGCAGCACGCGCUUGUCUCCUCUCGUGCUGGUGACAUUCUGUUGCCAUGACUGAGACAAGGAGUCAGUCCUGUGUCAAGAAGGAGGGAAGCAAGCGAGCUCAUGACGAAGAGCCGGAGUUCCACUGGGAGGACUACCUGGAGGCUACGCAGAGUGAGGCCGUUCCGGCCACCGCCUUCGCCCAUGUGGAGCGCAGCCUGGAGAGCGGCCUGCGUCCGGGCAUGAAGCUGGAGGUGCUGAGCGAGGGGGGUCCCUCGUACUGGCUGGCGGCGGUUGUGACCACCUGCGGACCCCUGCUGUCGCUGCGCUACCUGGGGGCCGACCGGGCGGCCGACUUCUGGUGCGACCUGGGGGCCAACGAGGUGCACCCCCUGGGCUGGUGCGCCCAGCACCAGCAGCCCCUGAGGCCGCCCCAGGCCGUCAGGGACCGCCACCGGGACUGGGAGGCCCUGCUCGACCAGGAGCUGCAGGGUGCCGUCACGGUGCCCACCUACGUCCUCGAGAUGAAAGGCUCCGUGCCCAUCGACCAGCUGCAGGAAGGCAUGAAGCUGCUGGUCCUGGAGGAGGGGAACCCACUCAACGGAUGGGCCGCCUCUGUGCGCCGCAACGUGGGGGGCCGGCUGCUGCUGCGUUACGACGGCUGUGAGGUGGACAGCUGGGACCUGUGGCUCUUCUACCUGUCCCACCGGGUCAGGCCCCUGGACGCACCCUCCCAUGGGGACCAGACCUACCGGCCCCCGCAGUGCAUAGAGAAGCUACACAGCCUGGAAAAGUGGAAGCAGAUUCUGAAGGACUCCAUGGCACAGGCCCAAAGUUACAACACCAAGAUUCUGGCCAACAUCCUGCAGCCCCCCGUGGCGCUGCGUGAGCACAGCUUCCAGGUGGGCCACAAGGUGGAGCUGCUGCAUCCAGUGAGUCGCCAGCAGGCCUGCCCAGCCACCAUCACGGCCACCCUGGCCGGUGGGCGCUGGUUCCUCGUGCAGGUGGACGACCUGCGGCACCCCAAGGAAGGCGCCCCCCUGGUGCGCUGUUGCCAUGCGGGCUCCCAGAGCCUGCUGCCUGCGGGGUGGGCCCAGAAGAACGGCCUGCCCCUGCUGCCACCCCCCGGCUACCCGUGCAGCAGCUUUGACUGGGAGGAGUACCUGCGCUCGUGCGAUGCCCAGGCAGCACCCAGCUCCUGCUUUCAGCUGGAGGAGGACAGCCUGGGGUUUGAGCCGGGACAGAAGCUCGAGGCGGUGAACGUCCACAAACCCAACGAGGUGUGCGUGGCGGGCGUGGAGCGAGUGUGCCCCCCGCUGGUGUGGCUGCGCCUGGAGCCCGGUGGGGAGCAACUGGUGGUGCCCCUGCGCUCGCACCAGCUCUUCCCCGUGGGCUGGUGCGCCUCCAACGGGUUCCCCCUGCGGGCCCCCAGGGACUACCAGCGGCCGCAGCCUUCCGCCACCACCAAGGAGGCCUCCAGCACCGAAAAGGGAGACACAAAGGACGUCCGGCCCGGGGCGGGCCGGUCGUCCUGGUGCCCCUGCAUCUUCCUGAACCACCGCUGCUUCUCGGGGCCCUUCCUGUCCAAGGGCCGGCUGGCCGAGCUGCCCCGCCAGAUCGGUCCCGGCCCCGUUGCCCUGGUGCUCCGGGAGGUGCUGAGCCAGAUCAUCAGCGUGGCCUACAAGUCCACCCGGGUGCUGGGAGAGCUCCAGCUCAAGGGGCCCCCCGACCCCAAGAUGCAGCAGCAGCUGCUCAAGGCCAAGUACCGGGGGCGCACGUACCGGGCGGUGGUGGAGACGGUGCGGUGCAGCAGCCAGCUGGAGCCCUUCUGCCGCGGCGUGUGCGCCAAGCUGCAGUGCUGCCCCAACCUGUUCGGCCCGCGCUGCUACGGCGACGAGGGCUGCCCCGAAAACUGCGCCAGCCUCACCAAGACCCGCUACGCUUACCAGUUUGUGCGCAAGCGUCACCGGCGGCACCUGGCCUUGCGGAAGCCCAAGCAGCCCGACAAAGAGGAGGCACCCCCUGCACCGCAGCAGCAACAGCAACAGCAGCAGCAGCAACAACAGCAACAACAAGAAGGGGCCUCUGAGGACGAGGAUUCCCCGGUGGAAUGUGCCCCAGUACGGACGACAAAAGCACCCGUGGGGCGUCCCAGGAAGCGGCCGCUGCCAUCCCGUUCGGUCAGCCCGCAGGACUCCCCGGAUAACAACCCCAAGUCCCAGGCCCCUCCUGCGGGUCACCCAGACACCCUGACCUCGAACCCCCUCGAAUGGAGCGUGGCCGACGUGACCAACUUUGUGCGCAACACCCCGUGCUCCUACGUCGCCCGGCGCCUACACGAGCAGGAGAUCGACGGCCAGGCCCUGCUGCUGCUCACGCUGCCCAUGGUGCAGGAGUUCCUCGACCUGCAGGGAAGCCCCGCCGUGCAGUUCUGCCAGCUGCUGGAGCGCCUCAAGCUCGCCUUCUACCUACAGUACGCCCCCAAGGGGACCCAAUAAAGCCCCGCCCAACGGC
Ixodes scapularis (black-legged tick) is the source of this 2784-nucleotide messenger RNA. RefSeq names its product scm-like with four MBT domains protein 2. Gene Ontology annotation, biological process: regulation of DNA-templated transcription. The transcript is spliced from 20 exons. The coding region runs from base 339 to 2768 and encodes 809 amino acids. Gene Ontology annotation, cellular component: nucleus. The record is from RefSeq and is a predicted model, not a curated record. Lineage: Eukaryota; Metazoa; Arthropoda; Arachnida; Ixodida; Ixodidae.